Messenger RNA from Zerene cesonia (dogface butterfly), 1474 nucleotides. Its product is annotated as phospholipid phosphatase 2-like. NCBI's taxonomy places the organism in Eukaryota, Metazoa, Arthropoda, Insecta, Lepidoptera, Pieridae. Gene Ontology annotation, molecular function: phosphatidate phosphatase activity. The transcript is spliced from 7 exons. Bases 123 to 1118 code for a protein of 331 amino acids. The record is from RefSeq and is a predicted model, not a curated record. Gene Ontology annotation, biological process: phospholipid dephosphorylation; phospholipid metabolic process; signal transduction.
CCGCGCAGGCACGCAUUGUACAUGUCAGUUACACUACAACAUUUCAUGUAGCUGGUCUCGAGUGCGAUUUUUUAAUUUUUUUAUUGUACUUUUUAAUCUGUGCGUGUUUUGUGUUAUCUGUGAUGGGUGCGUUGGAUUGCGUGAAUAAAGCAUCGCCGAGGGACAGCGGUGUGUUUACAGUUAAUAUGAAUUCGCAGACAUCACUGAAUGUUAACCAAAAGGACUUGGAGUCACAACUCAUUAAACCAAGUCGAUGCGGCAGCGACCACAGCAUAUGGUGGACUCUAUCUAUUGAUAUUCCUUUAUUAUUAUUAGUCCUGCUUCUCAUCGGUUUAUUCGAGUUUGGUAUAAUUCCUCACCACAAGAAUGGCUUCUACUGCAACGAUCCCGCACUGUCGCACAAAUUUACGGGAGAUACGGUGAAUUUUGAAGUCAUCGUGUCUACUGUCAUCCUGUGUCCUUUAGUUUUGGUGUUCAUAACGGAAUACAUCUUCCACACUUCAACAUACAGCUCGCAAACCAAGUUGCAACAUGUGACAAGGAACACGCUCCUGAUAUAUCGGAGCUACGCGUAUGGCCUGUUCUUUAACCUGGGCGUGAUUGAAGUGAUGAAGGGGCUGAUUGGUAACCCGAGGCCAACCUUCUUCGACAUCUGCGAGCCGGAUGCUGCUAAGACUUGUAAUGGAUCUGAAUAUGUCACCACAUACGAAUGCACUUCCACAAGAUUCUCAAAAUGGUACCAAAGCGACUCCUAUCACAGUUUUCCCUCGGGCCACACUUCCCUGUCCGUGUACUGUGGUCUAUUUAUGGCGUGGUACCUUCAAAAACGCGCCUUCGACUGGCAACACCGCACCGUGUUCCUCGUGCCCGUGAUACAGAUGACAUGUCUCACAUACGCCGCCAUUACGUCGCUUACCAGAAUAACUGACCAUAGACACCACUGGUGGGACGUCCUCACUGGCGCCGUGAUUGGUGUUGCCACCGUGAUAUAUACGGUUUUGGUACUCUGUAAUAACUUCAAAACAAUGUCAAACCUGGAGAACAACAAAGCCAUGACGGAGAGCCAACACACCGUGCAAACGUUAGUCUUCGAUGAGCGGCAACGAUCUUCUUUAUAAUUAUUAGAAGGGGACAAAAAUAUUUAUGUCAUCAGCAAAUUUAUGAGAUUAAUAAAUAAACGGGGGUCGUUUUAGAUCUCUGUAAGGUGAGAGUGCAAGACAAAUGGAAUUGCUACAAAAUGAUAAAAAAGCCUGGGAAUGAAUGCUGCUAUCGGAUUACCUUAUUCAAAUAUUUACUUCUUCUUAGCGUCUUCUUUUUUGUUUUUGUGGCAUGGAGAUAUGACUAUUUGUCAAUGUCAAAAACAUUACUAGUAUCUUUUUUGUUGUGGCAACACUAGCCUCUUUAUUUCAGUUUUCGAAUUUGUAAUAUACUCGUAUAUCAAAUAGGCAUUUUAUCAUUUGACACAUUUGUUAUU